AUGAAAUCCCACUGCGCCGAGGCUGGAAUUGCACUGGGCCGAAUGCUGGCCAAUGUCACAUCUGAAAAUGGUGAGCGUGUUGGUGCAGCUGUCGCUAUACAAGACUUAACGGUCAAAUCCUGUCCACCGUCGACUAUUGUUUAUUCAAAUGGUUAUAACGCUGUGCUGGUUGGUUUAUUGUCAUGUAUAUUGGCAUUAGUAUUUUUAUCAAUUCUUCUUUAUUAUUUGGGUAAACGCCGUCUUGAAUAUUUAACUCGUGCAGCUGAAAAAGUUCUUGUCUUACCUACAACAACAACAAGUACAUCUCAAACAACCACGUCGGUUAUUAAUGAAAAUGGAAAAGAAAUUGAUCGUACAGUUAAAGUAACAUCAUAUCAAGACGGUAUACCAACCCGUAUUAGUAAUCAUGAAUCAAUUCCAUUUAAGGACAGUAAUUUUACUGGUAUUCAAAUGACAAAUGGGCAAUUAUUAGGUGGUGGAAUUCAUGCACAUGUAGGAGAAGAUUUAGAUAAUAAUAAAGCAAGUGAAUUACAUUUAUUGCAACAUGAACAUCACUAA
Molecule: messenger RNA, 558 nt
Organism: Didymodactylos carnosus
Lineage: Eukaryota; Metazoa; Rotifera; Eurotatoria; Philodinida; Philodinidae
Source: the annotation of a GenBank genome assembly